AUGGAUAUCAAAAAAUGCAACAUAUCUGUGGAGCAAUAUAUCAAAUUGCAUGUAGAUUCAAUCAAAUCUUCACAACAUUUAAUUGCAGAGAAACUAUUACAAGUUCACAAUCCCUAUUCUAGUGAUAAAAAGACUGACCAAAAAAUUAUAGAUGAUCCAAGUGAAGAAUGGCAAAAAGGAAAGUGUAAACUAUUUACAAAAGAGGAAAGGAUGCUUGUGGUUAGAUUUAAAUCUGUAGUAGAUUAUCGCAAAAAUAUUACAACUACAAGUCAAAAACAGAUUGCCAAAGAAAUUUGUCUAAAUUCCAAAGUUGAAAUUGGUUUAAAUCAAUCAAUGAUAUCAAAAAUAUACAAUGGUACAGAUAUACCAAAAUGUAACAAUACCUUAGAUGCAAUUAAUUCUUGGAUUGAUAAAAAUGCUAAAAUUAAAAUUAUAUAA
Messenger RNA from Entrophospora candida, 438 nucleotides. The record is from the annotation of a GenBank genome assembly. NCBI's taxonomy places the organism in Eukaryota, Fungi, Glomeromycota, Glomeromycetes, Entrophosporales, Entrophosporaceae.